AUGUUUCUCAGCAAAUGGAUGGGCGAUGCAGCAAUAAAAACGGUACGUAGCCCACGGGCGAACCCGUUUCUCGACUACAUCAAGGAUUUGGAUAAAAGGAAACCGUUGAAGCAUUCGUAUCCGGCGGACUUGCUAACUAAAUUUGAUUACGAAUUGAAACAGAUUCAACCUUAUUUGUAUGCUGGAUUCGACCCUACGGCAGAAAGUCUUCAUGUGGGAAAUCUAUUAAUUCUUCUCAACUUGAUUCGAUCUCAACAGUUUGGUUUACGCCCAAUCGCUCUCAUCGGAGAGUUUACUGCGAGCAUUGGAGACCCCAGCGGCAAAAAAUCAGAAAGAGAUUUGCUGCCUUCAGAUGUUAUUGUUUCGAAUGCUCAGAGUGUGACCGAACAGGUUCGGAGGAUAUUUGCCAAUGCUUCCAGCGACACCGAACCUCCAAUCAUAGUCAACAAUAAUGAUUGGCUCGAAAAGGCCGCGCUGCGAGAUUUCUUUCGGGAAUGUAAAAGUAUGCAGCUGGGAAAAAUGCUUCGGAUGAAAACAAUCAAAAAUCGUUUGGAAAAAGGUCUUUCUUAUACCGAGUUCAGUUAUCAAACUAUGCAAGCAUACGACUGGUAUACAUUAUCUGAAAAAUUCGGCUGCCGAUUUCAACUGGGAGGAUAUGAUCAGCUAGGCCAUCUUGACUUUGGAGCACAUUAUAUCAAGAAGAGAUGUAACCAAUCUCAAGGAACUGAUAACGGAUUCGCGGCUGGAGUUUGUUUCCCGAUUCUAACCGAUUCAGCCGGUAACAAACUCGGAAAAUCAGAAGGAGGAGGCGCACUUUGGCUGGAUCCCAAGAAAACAUCACCAUUUCAUUUAUACCAAUUCUUCGCACAAUUGCAUGACGACAAAGCCGAAGAAUUGCUGCUUCUUCUCAGUUUACGGAAUUUCGAAGACCUAGAGAGUUCUUUGGUGAAGCACAGGAAAAACCUAGGGAAGUGGAUCGUCCAGACGGAGUUAGCGAUGGAAAUCACCAAAGUUGUUCAUGGAGAAGAAGGGUUGGAUACAGCGUUACGGUGCACAAAAGCAAUGUUUGGAAGUAAAAAGGCUGAUUUGACGGGUUUGUCAAAGGAAGAAGUACUACAAAUGUUCCGAACAACAGUCGAUCUAAAAAAAGAAGAGGUAAUUUCAAUGGGUAAACUAGCGGAUUUGACUCGAUUUGGAAGUGGUAAGGGGCAUUUAUUGAUGAAAAAUGGAGCGUUCUCUGUAAACGGAGCGAAGAAAGUUGACCCGACGGAAUCAAUCAAUAGCCUAUUGUCUGUUUUGCCAGAACUUGAAGAUCUCACUCUUAUUCGUUGGGGUAAACGGGACUAUCAAUUAGUCCGCUGGAUUUGA
This is a messenger RNA of Caenorhabditis briggsae, 1368 nucleotides long. It is a transcript of the gene Cbr-yars-1, whose product is annotated as Protein CBR-YARS-1. Gene Ontology annotation, cellular component: cytosol; mitochondrion. Gene Ontology annotation, molecular function: ATP binding; RNA binding; tyrosine-tRNA ligase activity. Lineage: Eukaryota; Metazoa; Nematoda; Chromadorea; Rhabditida; Rhabditidae. The transcript has 6 exons. Bases 1 to 1368 code for a protein of 455 amino acids. The record is from RefSeq and is a predicted model, not a curated record. Gene Ontology annotation, biological process: tyrosyl-tRNA aminoacylation.